This is a messenger RNA of Helicoverpa armigera (cotton bollworm), 2034 nucleotides long. RefSeq names its product serine/arginine repetitive matrix protein 1-like. Gene Ontology annotation, molecular function: nucleic acid binding; zinc ion binding. NCBI's taxonomy places the organism in Eukaryota, Metazoa, Arthropoda, Insecta, Lepidoptera, Noctuidae. The record is from RefSeq and is a predicted model, not a curated record. The coding region runs from base 1 to 2034 and encodes 677 amino acids. The transcript has a single exon.
AUGGAUUCUGACACAAAUAAAAACAAAAAAAACAACAACGAAGAACUAAGGGAGUGGGAUGAGGACUCGGACUCCGAGUCCGUGUCCAGCGAGGGGGAUGCGGGGGGUUUUAAGCUCCCCCGCAACAAGAAGGACCACCGGGCCGACGCCUUCCUCAAGAGGAGGAGGGAAGACCCCGGGUCCUCCUCUGGUGGUCGCGGGGCCUCGGCCAAAAAGGUCGCCAGGAGGCCCGUCAGCGAAGGGUCCGCUAGGGCUUCUGGGGGUGGCGGAGGAGCGGCUCAUCGGAGCUCCUCCUCCGAGGAGGAGUCGGCCAUCGGCUCCGACCGGGAGCGCAGGGCGGACUUCGAGAAGACGGUGGAGUCCGCCAUCAGGCAGGUGGCCUUAAAGAGAAAAAAGGCCAGCAAAGACGGCGCCAUUGAGGCCGCCACCGCCUCCAUCACCGCCGCAGCGGUGAGCAACUUUGGCCGGGCUCCCGUGAGCGAGCUGGCCAAACUGCAGCAGGAGGUGGGUCGUCUGACGGCCGCCCUGGAGUCUCUUGUGGAGGAGAACAGGAGUCUCCGGGCGGAGCUCGCUAAGAUGCGCGAGCAGGGGGCGGAGCGCGGUGGGGCCAGGCAACAGGCGCAGACUGCGCCGGCUGAGAGCCAGAUCCUGGCCCUAGUCCGUCAGGAGAUGGCGGCCUUCCAGGCUCGCUUCUCAGUCCUGGAGGGCAGGGUCCUGCGCCCCCCCCUCGCGGCGUCGAAGCCCCCAGCGGCCCAAAGGGCCUCCUAUGCGGCCGCGGUUGCAGCGGCACCCCCACCCAGAAGGGGACCGCCGAGCAAGCCCCCUGUCGCGGCGCCGAACGGACCGACCAGGAGGGCGCCCGCUCAGUCAAAGCCCAAGACCGCAAGGGCGGUCCAGGCGCAGAGGCCCCCGGUGCCACCGUCAGCACCGGCUCCGUCGUCGGCACCAGUGGCGAAACGCCCUCCAAAGCCGACACCGUCUGCGGCCCCUACCUCUUCUGCCACUGAGUCUGAGUGGCAGGUGGUGGGGGAAAAGAAAAAGAGGCGGAGGGCGGCCAAAGCGGCCAAAAAGAAGGCCCAGAAACAGCGGCGCAGGGAGCGAGCCGCCGCGGCGAAACUCCGCGCCCCCAAAACCGCGGCUGUAGUAGUCACACUACAGCCGGACGCGGUCAAAAGGGGCGUGUCGUACCGCGACGUGCUCGCCCAAGCAAAGGAGGCGGUGAACCUGCAGGAGCUGGGUAUCGCCUCCGGCCUCCGGCUCAGGGUGACCGCAACGGGCGCCCGUAUGCUGGAGGUCCCAGGAGCGGCCAGUGGGCCCGCCGCAGACGCUCUAGCCGAGAGGCUUAGGGCGUCCAUAAGUGCGGACGAUGCCCGAGUCUCCAGGCCCCACAAGUGUGCAGAUCUGCGCAUCAUGGGCCUGGACGACUCAGUUACUGCGGAGGAGGUGGUGGCCGCCGUCGCUAGGACGGGUGGGUGCUCUGCCGACGAAGUGAAGGCGGGCACCAUACGUCCCGACUUCAGGGGCACGUGCACCAUCACGGUGAGCUGCCCCGUGACGGCGGCCAAGCGCAUCGUAGACGGCCGAAGAUUGCUGGUUGGCUGGGUGUCGGCGCAGGUCAAGCUGCUUGACCCCCGACCGCUGAGGUGCUUCCGAUGCCACGUCGGGCAUCAUGUGGGUGUUCGUUGCACCUCGGAGGUCGACCGCAGCGCCCUCUGCUUCCGCUGCGGUCAGCCCGGACACAAGGCCGUGGCUUGUAGCGCCGCGCCGCACUGCACUGCGUGCGCGGCGGCUGGCAAGCCGGCCGAACACCGGGCGGGGAGCAAGUCCUGUGCCCCACCCGCCAAGACCAAGAGUAAGGGCAAGGGCCGGCCGUCCGUCGCCGCCACCACCACCACCUCCGCAGUGCCCACAACCGCAGCUCCUGCGGCCGCCGCCGCCUCCAACGCUGCCGCCGCUGUCAACGCCGUCGCCACUGCUGCUGUCGCGGCGCCCGUGUCUGCGUCUCAAGAGGAGGAAGACGUGAUGGAGUGCUAG